Durio zibethinus is the source of this 1100-nucleotide messenger RNA. The record is from RefSeq and is a predicted model, not a curated record. NCBI's taxonomy places the organism in Eukaryota, Viridiplantae, Streptophyta, Magnoliopsida, Malvales, Malvaceae.
AUGGAUUGCUUGCCAAAAUAAGCUAAAGAUGAAAACGCCCGUCAUUCUUCCAAAAUUUUACAGAAAUCACAACAGAAACGGGCAGUGUAAAUGACAGAUAGUCCUCGUAAAUAAGUUUCCAUUGAUAUCUCAUUUCCUCACAAAAGUUUCAUUUCAACCUUUCCUUUUCAUCAAAUUCCAUCGGGAAACCAAUUACUAGCUACAAUAAUGAACCAAAAGAUGAAGAAUUCCUUCCCAUUGGACUACACUUUUCUUGCUUUCUUCUUUCUCUUGUUUGUUUCAGUAAGCUCCGAUGUCAUUCAGGAAUCUUGCGGCAAAGCUGCAAAGGGUGACCCCAAUAUAAACUUCGACUUUUGUGUUGCAAGCCUUGAAGCGAAUCCCAAAACCAAAACUGCCACCAGCACUCAAGAUUUGGUUCCCAUCUCAAUUGAGAUAGCCAUAUCUAAUGCAAAAAGCAUCAGCUCCAUUGUUUCCAAGCUUUUGAAGAACAAAAAUAUUGAAAAGUACACAAGGAGCUGCUUGGAAGCUUGCUCUGAACUUUACUCAGAUGUAGGGUCUGAUUUACAAAGUGGUGGCCAGGCUUUUAAGGCUAAAGAUUAUGAAACAGCUAACGUGAAAAUAAGCGCUGCCCUGGAUGUCCCGGUUACAUGUGAAGAUGGGUUCAAGGAGAAGCAAGGGUUGGUGUUUCCAUUGAAAAAGGAGAACAACAAUUUCUUCCAGCUGACAGCAACCCUUCUUGCCUUCAUAACCAUGGUCCAAUAAGGAUGAUAAUACCAACGUUUCUUCGUGGCUUUGUAUUUGAUGUCACCACACAGUCAGUCGCCCCAAUAAUUAAGCACAAUUUGUCUAUCUCUGUGUGAAUAAUUCAUGCUUUUAAUGCGAUAUAUAUUCCAUCUGGAUGUAGCAAAUUAAUUUGCUAACUUGUAUAUUUUCUAUGGGUACGUACUGAACUUUCCUUGUUUUUCUUCUGUUUCCUGAGUUUCUUAAAGGUGAGGAAAUUAAUUCAGCCAAAAAAAAAAAGUGAGGAAAUCUCCUAAAAAUAUAAAUUAGAAAACUAUGCAACAUUAAAACUGAGCAUCAGCUCAGAAUUCAGAUAGUAC